Owenia fusiformis is the source of this 1121-nucleotide messenger RNA. The record is from the annotation of a GenBank genome assembly. NCBI's taxonomy places the organism in Eukaryota, Metazoa, Annelida, Polychaeta, Sabellida, Oweniidae.
CUUGAUUUAGACUGGGUAAUGAUGAUCAAAUCGCUGCUAUAUUCAGCGAUUCUUGUAGUGAAGCCUAAUAUUUGAAGCCUCAGAAAAUGAAAUUUCAAAACGAUGAUGGGCCUGACAACUCUGUGGCUGGGGGACAGGCCAGGAAAGCUGCUGGGGUACACCAAGGUAAUAUUUAGUAGGGUUCUUAUGUUUUUUUUGAAAUAUACAUGUUUAGGAUUUUUUAUCAUCAGUGCCUCUCAUUGUGAUGAGUUCAUACAUUAACAUAUGAUUUAUACAUAUGUUUCUAAUCAUGAGUAAAAAUUUGGUGGUGUUAUCUCUGUUGGUUGAGAUUUUAUGUCACUUUCAAAUUGGCAGGCAUGAAAAUCCUAAUCCUUAAUAAAUUAAUUAACGCUCAGUAGCUUUUAAAAAUAAUUAAAUAGCGCGCCAAUGAGUUAAGUAAUUUUAUGUGUCUAGCUGUCAAUUAUAUUUUUAAUCUCAUACUAUUAAUUACUUUGAUACUAAGUUCCAUUACAACUUUUGGUCCUUUCCCUUUGGCACUAAUGCUUAUAUAUUAGUAUAAAAAAUGUAAUUACAAAAGAGUGAGAUUUUUAGUGAGAACCAACACAACCAAACAAUCAGCAUGAACAACACAGAGCAACCACACUUAGACGAGAUGGUAGGAUAUCAAUCCCAAAAAGAAGACUAUGAUUCGUACGACGGGGACCUCAACGGCAGCCAGGCAGAUCCCAUCAACAACAUCAGAAGCAUACCAGACAGCCAACAGGACAACAAAACCCACACCCUAACCAAUGGCAGACCAAAAACCAAGGGUAGAACCAACACAAACACAUCCAGGAUAACGCCAUACCAAAUAUCAAAGAAACCAACUAACAUCAUGGAUACUCUAGGCCUCAAAUCACGAAGAACGCCAAACAAACUGCCUACAGCCAAAGCAGACAGAAUUGUGCUGGAGAACCUAAGAAAAGCAACCCACUGAGAGGCUCGCCACCAAGGAGCACUCAACAGCAUCAACAAUUCACCAGAGGGAAUACCCAAUGGCCUUAUCCCCAAGAUACCCUGCAACGUGCCGGAAAAAGACAAAUCCGACAUAGCAGAAGUGUUUGACACCAUACUGUACAAAU